AAACACCUGCACACGUUUUUAAACGUGACAAUGCGGCGAUUAAGAUCACUGUAAAGUUUCUGUUUUAUUGAUCAGACUCAUUUUUCAUAUUACACUUUACAUUAACACGUUUUUUCACACUCUUUGCUUUGAGGUCUGUGGACGUGAAAUGUGAGAAUUUAGUAGGUCACUAUGAGAAAUCUUAAUUUUAGGUCCGUCUCCAGAGACAGGAAGCUUAUUUGAUUCUGUCCCAGUUCUGGACACACGUGUAAAGCCUGGGACACGAAUCCUAUGAAGGGCGUGAGCACUUGAGAGAUAUCGAUUACCUGAUUCAGGGGUGUAUGUGUGUGUGUGUGUGUGUGUGUUGUAGAAAGACCCGUGAAAUCAGAAGCAGAGUAAUGGAGGGUAAAAUGUAGGUUUUCUGAUCAGAAAUGACCAUAAGCAUUGUUUCAGUAGGAACAUGGACACGUUAUCAGUUCACAUUUACAGAAGGAGUCUCCAGUUUAUGCUUGGUGUUUCUUCAGCAUGACCAAGUUUUUUUGCUGUUUCAUUAAGCUGCUGUGGUCUGUCUGGAUUAAAACUCUUCACAAUUUGCUGUUGUAAGAAAAUAAUCAGUAAGUCUGCUUCAUCGCAGCAGUGCGCCACCACGUGUUUUCUGGUGUCUCUUACUUAAGCAGGUUAAAGAACCUAAAAGAUCUGAGUUAUGGUAUUAAAUUCUGCACACGAGUGGGCUCCUUGGAUUAUUCUUCCGUUUUCGAAUCAACACUUUCUUCUCUUGGCAACUGCUGACGUCAGAAGAUCGCGGUCACGCUGCGUCUUUGCGCGCCCCGGCCAGGUGCUGCGCGUCCACAGUGGCGUGUACGCGCUUUAUACUUUAUCGUGGAAAUAAAAAGGGAAGGAAGAGAGAAGGAAUGUAGCUGGAUUAACCCAUCUCUCUCUCUCUCUCUCUCUCUCUCUCUCUCUCUCUCUCUCUCUCUCGAUCUCAGUUGCACACAUACGCGCGCGCACACACUCACAUACACACACAUACACAUAAAAGCAGACGUCCGCGCGCGCGCACACAGAGCUGACCGUCACACCCACCCGCACUCCCACCAUAAAAUUCUCCAAAUCUCUAAAGGAAAAAUGGCUUCAGGAGGUUUGGGAGAGCGCACGGUGAUUCAGCUCGGCUUGAUCAAUGCAGAAGACAAGUAUCUGACGGCGGAAGCGUUCGGCUUCAAGGUGAACGCGUGCGCCACGUCCAUGCGUAAGAAGCAGGUGUGGACCCUGGAGCACGCGGACCAGACGGGUGGAGACUCGAGCGCGGUGCUCCUGCGCAGCCACCUUGGCCGCUACCUGUCCGCCGACAAGGACGGCAACGUGUCCGCCGAGCUCGAGCGGCCCUCCCGGGACUGCCGCUUCUGCGUAGUGGCGCAUUCCGACGGCCGCUGGUCGCUGCGCUCCGAGGCGCACGGGCGCUACCUGGGCGGCGCUGAGGACCGCGUGGUGUGCGCGACUGCCGAGGACAAGUGGUUCGUGCACCUCGCCAUGCACCCGCAGGUCAACCUGUACAGCGUGGCGCGCAAACGCUACCUGCACGCGCAGCCCGGGCGCGGGGAACUGGCUGCGGACCGCGAUGCGCCCUGGGGCGUGGGCUCCGUGCUCACCCUCGUGUACCGCGAGCGCCGCUACCACCUGCAGACCGCCGACGGCCGCUUCCUCGCCGGCAGUGGCGCGCUGAUCGCCGAGCCGCGCGAUGACACCGGAUUCACGCUGGAGUUCGGCUCGGGCACGGUGGCGUUCCGGGACUCCGCGGGGAGAUACCUGGCGCCCUCCGGCCCGAGCGGCGCGAUCAAAGCGGCCAAAGGCGUCCGUGUGGGUAAAGAUGAGGCGCUCGUGCUGGAGAGGAGCCGCGGGCACGUGGUGCUUACCGCCAGCAACGAGCGGAACGUGUCCAUGCGUCAGGGUGUUGAUCUGUCAGCCAAUCAGGAUGAAGAAUCAGAUCAGGAAGUCUUCCAGAUGGAGAUGGAGCAGGAGACGAACCACUGUGCUUUCAGGGCCUGCAAUGGGAAGUACUGGAGUCUCACUCCGAGCGGCGCGAUCCAGUGCACCGCGAGCGAAAAAUCAGCCAGCUGCUUCUUCAAGUUGGAGUGGAAAGGAGCGAAGGUCACGCUCAAGGCCAGUAAUGACAAGUACUUAGCAGCCAAGAAGAACGGCCAGCUGGCAGCCUCCGUGGACUCUGCAGGUGAACAGGAGGAGUUUGUUCUGAAACUCAUCAACAGGCCUUUAAUAGUCCUGCGUGGUGAAGACGGAUUCAUCGGCUGUCGUAAGCAGGGCACCGGGACCCUGGAUUCCAACCGCUCUUCCUACGACAUCUUCCAGUUAGAGUAUAACAACAACGAGUACUGUCUCAGAGACUCAGCAGGGAAGUACUGGACGGUGGAGGCCAACAGUGUAGUCGUGAGCAGCAGCGACACGCCCGUCUACUUCCUGUUUGAGUUCUGUGAUUAUAACAGGGUUGCCAUUAAAACACAACAGGGGCUUUAUCUGAAGGGUGACCACGCCGGGGUGUUGAAGGCUAAUGCACAUUGUAUCGCUAAUGCUACGCUGUGGGAGUACUAACACACACACACACACACACACACACACACACACACACAACUGUAAAAUAUGACUUACCCUACGUUCACACUAGCAAGCGACAGGUGACUAUAUUUUCUACAAUCUUGCAACAAAUUGUGGCAGAUCUCUAGCUAAUACUGGUACUCGCUUUGCUAACAUUUAAUGUUUGAUUUAAGAACAAAGCUACAAUCACAAGUACCGAUACAAUAGAUAGCUUUAGAUAUAGCUACAUAUAGCUACUAUUCUUUUUCUUUGACAGGCCACGCCUCCAAUCGAUUCAGAUCAGCAGUUAUAAAACACCCAUAAAACACAAGGUAGACGCCUGCUAGCGUGAACGUACGGUUACUGUACAAUUCUGCAAUCUCGUCAUGUGAUCUGUUUACGACAUACUUCAUGUGAAUAGGAAGCACAAAGCAAUCAAAAAAAAGCACAGUACGCACAAAACAAAGACACUUUCAAGAUAUACAGAUAACUAGCGAGGAAAAUCUUAUAUAUAGUCUGUAAAAUUAAAACAACCCGAUCUGGAUCCUGCUCAUGUAUACAGACCUGAAGUGGGCGUGGCCUAAAUGUGGUUUUAAAGAUCUUACAAGCGAUGUGUAGAAAUGUGAACCAUGUGAUCAUCUGGGUUUGUGAACAGUUCCUCCACCUCAGCUACAUCGCUUCAGUUCGUUCGUGUUCACUAAAACAAGUAAAAUUGUGCCCUCUAAUGGUGGGUCAGGGUUCUGACCGUUUUAUCAAUAAGUAUUCUUUCUGCAUGUACGCUAACUAUGAUGUGCUUCACUGAAAACACAAUAAGACUGUAAACUAGGUGCUGCUGCUGCUGAAACUUCUCAAAUGUUCUACAGCGUUCAGUCGGGACUUCACCUUUCCCAAUUUGCAUUGUUGUUGCUGUUGCUGUCGUUGUUGCGUUUUCCGAUUCGUUCGUACGUUUUCGCACUUAUGAGCGUUCAUCUCGUUUUUACGCCGCUCUCUAAAAACUUGGAUCAAAGAGCGGAACUGCAUCGUGUGAGGAAAUCACACCGAGGGGGUCAUUAAGUUUCGGUGAUACAUAUUUAGGUGUCAAACUGUGCACCGAAAUUUGCGCUUCUGAUGUUUUAUCUCCACGACUGCCAUUUUGCAUUGCUCACGUCAAAGAAUCACAACGAACCCCAUCAGUAUUAACUGUAAACCUGCUACAGUGUAUUCCGGGAUAAGCCCAGGUCGUCACUGAGAUGUGCUCAAAAACACAAACACACUGCUACAGAGUGUAAACGCAAUGCAUUGUGGGUAAGUAAGUGCAGCACUUUAACGGUUAAAAAGCUGUAGAUGAGGUUUGUGGAGCUCCACAGUUCGUCCUUCAGAGAGAAAGACUGCGUCCUGAACCAGAAACACGGCGGCCGGUGUAACAAGGUCAUGUUUUUAAAUAGCAGUGCUGAGAACGUGCUAGAAAAACACUGUAUGUUUUUCUGACGACAUAGACAGCCCUACACACACACACACACACACACACACACACACACAAAUUCCAGCCUUCAUUUGUUUAACAGAUACACAAGGCAGGUGAAGCCUCUGAAAAGAUGCACAACUUUAUAACCAACUCUGGCGUUUUUGUUGAAAGGUUUGCGGUAGCUAGCUAUUAGCGAUUUCGUCCAGGUCUCUGACUUCCUGUCAGAAAUGUUCACUCAGACACAUCACCUUCCAAAGCUUUAACGGUAACGCUAACACGCUCAUCGACUCAUUGUGCGCCUUGUAAAAUCCAUAGUGUGAAGCGUUUCUUGUCCGAUAACUGCAGCGGUUAUAAAAACUGUCUCUCAGUGGCUUCAAGGCUCAAUAAUAGCGAUUGCGAUAUUUUUACAGAAACAUGAGCGUUUGUGAUCUUACUGCUAUCCAGCAUCAGUGCUAACGAUGCUAACACACAACCGCUAACUUCUGACAGAAAGAGCAGUAAAAUAAAUUAUCACUAGAAUCAGAAAUAUUUCCACAUAAACAUGUGUGAAGUUUAGACUGUGUGAAAGCGUUACUGCCUUUCAGAGGUACAGAACGAGAACAAAAAGCGCUGUUUAUUUUUCAUGUUGUUUAGUUAAAGACAAAUAAAGUUUGAGUGGAACUCAGA
Silurus meridionalis is the source of this 4672-nucleotide messenger RNA. It is a transcript of the gene fscn1b, whose product is annotated as fascin actin-bundling protein 1b. NCBI's taxonomy places the organism in Eukaryota, Metazoa, Chordata, Actinopteri, Siluriformes, Siluridae. The transcript has 5 exons. Gene Ontology annotation, cellular component: cytoplasm; microvillus; lamellipodium. The record is from RefSeq and is a predicted model, not a curated record. The coding region runs from base 1105 to 2580 and encodes 491 amino acids. Gene Ontology annotation, biological process: establishment or maintenance of cell polarity; actin filament bundle assembly; cell migration. Gene Ontology annotation, molecular function: protein-macromolecule adaptor activity; actin filament binding.